AUGGAAGACUAUUUUCAAGAUGAAACUGACCUUUAUAAUAGUCUAAGUACUAGGUACAAACAUUUGGUUAUUUCAAAUCAGACACCUCAAUUAAAAGGUAUUAUUACAAUUCUGAGAGACGUAAAUACAAACAAGGAAGAUUUUAUGUUUUAUACAGACAGAGUUAGCAGAAUAGUCUUGGAAGAUGCUCUAAAUUUGUUACCUUAUAAUGUAAAAACCAUAAAGUCACCGAUGAAUGUAGAAUAUAACGGCAUUACUUUUAAUACACCAAUAUGUGGAGUUAGUGUAUUAAGAUCUGGUGAAGCCCUUGAAAAUGCUUUAAGAGCAGUCUGUAGAGGGUGUAGAAUAGGUAAGGUAUUGGUAGAAAAAGGCAUAAGUAGUAACUCCGAAGUUAUAUCAUCAUAUGUGAGACUACCAACUGAUGUCUCAAACAGAGUCGUCAUACUCAUGUAUCCUGUAAUGGAAACAGGUAAAUCUAUUUGUAGAGUUAUUCAAAUACUUACUGAACAUCAUGUAGAAACUAAAAAUAUUAUUUGCAUGGUAUUGUUUGCAUCUAAACAAGGGAUAGAAACGAUCUUUUCAAGAUAUCCAGAUAUUAGGUUAGUUGUGGCUUCCGUGGAUCCCCUAAUAGACAAGGAACAUCAGUUACUCCCUAGUCUUGGUAACUUUGGUGAUAGAUAUUUUGGUACCUAA
Molecule: messenger RNA, 693 nt
Organism: Cryptosporidium muris RN66
Lineage: Eukaryota; Apicomplexa; Conoidasida; Eucoccidiorida; Cryptosporidiidae
Exons: 1
Coding region: 1-693 (230 amino acids)
Source: RefSeq, a predicted model, not a curated record